AGGGACUGCCAGGAACCAGCGCUAGUACUAGUCAACAAGAAUGUGAUCCUCGAUGAAAGCAGUCCUCAAAAACAUGAGACAGCUCAGCUCAGCUGCUCCGUAUGAGAUUGCGGACAGGACGAUGAGAACAGUUUCUUAAAUCUAAACAGUGGCUACCUGUAACCAUAACACUGAUAGCUGCGUACCCGGAGAACUGUCCACACUGGGGAGUCACCGAGGCGAGUGUCAGCCAAGAUGAAUAUUCAGUUUCUGCUUUCAGCUGCCUUCUGCUUUGGCCUGGUAGUGAAUGAUGCGGCCGCAUGGCAUGUCAACACAGCUGCUUGCCCAAAAGAUCCUGUAGAAGUCGCCUGGGUCAACUACAUCGACGUAUCGCCGUGUUCUGAAGACCCGUGCUCUUUGCAACGUGGAGAAACCUACGAAAUGUCUAUCUCAUUUGAAACAGGUCCAGAGCCAUCUGAUAUACCAGCAUUGACAUACCACUUUUGGCCCAUCAUUCAUGGGAUUCCCUACAUCCCACCUGGCUUCAACCGAACCGACGCAUGCAGGAAGUCUGGCCUGCGUUGCCCACUUGGUGCAAACACUGCGUACGUCUACUCCACACUACUGCCAGUCGCCUCAACUGCCCUGCCGCUUGACAUCACGGUUGAAGUAGGUCUGCGUGACGAGACUACUCAUAUUGACCUACUCUGCAAAAGGUUCCAAGUGAAGAUAGUUUGAAACACAACAUGCCAUGUAGUGUAAACCAA
Messenger RNA from Sycon ciliatum, 746 nucleotides. Its product is annotated as NPC intracellular cholesterol transporter 2-like. Gene Ontology annotation, biological process: sterol transport. Lineage: Eukaryota; Metazoa; Porifera; Calcarea; Leucosolenida; Sycettidae. Bases 235 to 717 code for a protein of 160 amino acids. The transcript has 4 exons. Gene Ontology annotation, molecular function: sterol binding. The record is from RefSeq and is a predicted model, not a curated record.